This is a messenger RNA of Seriola dumerili (greater amberjack), 1932 nucleotides long. It is a transcript of the gene snupn, whose product is annotated as snurportin 1. The record is from RefSeq and is a predicted model, not a curated record. Gene Ontology annotation, cellular component: cytoplasm; nucleus. The transcript has 9 exons. NCBI's taxonomy places the organism in Eukaryota, Metazoa, Chordata, Actinopteri, Carangiformes, Carangidae. The coding region runs from base 107 to 1228 and encodes 373 amino acids. Gene Ontology annotation, biological process: protein import into nucleus; snRNA import into nucleus. Gene Ontology annotation, molecular function: protein binding; nuclear import signal receptor activity.
GACAGCGUGACGUUUCAGCAGCAGCAGCAGCAGCAGCAACAGCAGUAGCAGCAGCAGCAGCAGCAGCCUCCUCAGCUUCCCUCUCCCUGGAUGUCCAAGAGUCCCCAUGGAUGACCUGACCCAAGCCCUCUCGGCCAGCUUUGCUGUGUCCAAGGAGCCCAACAGUACCGCCGCCCCACACCCUCGGCUGGCCCAGUACAAGAGCAAGUACAGUGUGCUAGAGCAGAGUGAGCGACGGAGGCGCUUCCUUGACCUGCAGAAAAGUAAGCGGUUAAACUACGUCAACCAUGCACGGCGUCUGGCUGAUGGGGACUGGACAGGGGCAGACAGCGAUCCGGAGGAGGACAUGGAGAAAAAGGAGGAGGGGGAACAGCAGCAAGAUGGCAAUGCCGAGGAGGAGGGGAUGGAGAUUGAGAGGAGGAAGCUGCCGAAACAUUAUGCAAACCAGCUCAUGCUGUCAGAGUGGCUGGUGGACGUGCCAUCAGAACUGGACACUGAUUGGCUGAUGGUGGUCUGUCCUGUGGGGAAAAGAUCUCUCAUUGUUGCCUCCAAGGGCUCCACUGCAGCGUACACUAAAAGCGGCUACUGUGUGAACCGUUUCCCCUCCCUGCUGCCCGGUGGGAACCGACACAACUCUGCCAUGGGAAAAGACUACACAAUCCUGGACUGCAUUUACAGCGAAGUGGACAGAACAUACUACAUCCUGGACGUCAUGUGCUGGAGAGGCCACCCGGUCUACGACUGCCCGACUGAGUUCCGUUUCUACUGGCUUCAGUCCAAAGUCCAGGAGACGGACGGCCUAUCAGAGAUCGCCAAACGCAACCCCUUCCGGUUUGUGAGCCUCCAAAGCACAGACUGCACAGCAGAAUCAAUUCAGAAAGCCCUGGCAGCUGAGUACAGCUUCAGCGUGGAUGGUCUCCUUUUCUACCACAGGCAGACCCACUACACUCCUGGUAGCACCCCUCUAGUGGGCUGGCUUCGCCCCUACAUGGUCACUGACAUCCUGGGUAUAGAGGUUCCCGUAGGACCCCUCACCACUAAGCCUGAGUAUGCCAGCCACCAGCUGCAGCAGAUCCUGGAGCACAAAAAAACAUCAAGCGAAGUCCGCCCAGCUAACAGAAGCGGAGGCUACGAGCUAGAGUACCUGUCCACGCCGAGCCAGGACAGUGCGGACUCUCUGAACUUUUUGAAUCAAAAUCCAAUAAGGGAAGCGAACAUGGAGAUCUGAGUGGGAGGCUUAACGAGAUGCAAAUUGCCAACUCAGUGUUUCUGAGUGGCGUCAGCCCACAUAUGGCUCUUUAGAAUGUCUGCUGAAUGGUUCUGCAGAUCUGACCAAUUGCAAAGCAUGGCUAAUUCUAAUCCGGCACUGCUCAGGAUGCCCUCAGCGUGCAGAUUAGUAGAGCUAUGCUGUAUAUGUGUUUUUAUUUUGGCUAAAAACAGUUACAUCUUCACUUUUACCUGCUGCAGAACUUGGAAACAAUUAGUUUCCUUGAGAAUAAUUGCACAGCAUUUAGCCACUAUAAUUACAAUGUCACAGUCUGUUAUGCAGAUCCCUUUCAUAACACCAUAGGUGGUCGCAUGCGAUCAAAAAAAGAGGACAAGAGGUGUCUUAUGUAAGAUUUUGCUGCUCAGCGCUUUGUGCACUUAAAACAGAUCUCACAUAAGAAACAUCUCAUCCUUACUGUUGUCAGUUGUUUGUAGGUUUUCUGACGAUGUCUUUGAUGCGUAUUCACUGAUCGUUCAUUUGAGCAACAGAGUUUAGGAUUCAUUCAUUGUUUUGGAAGUUGAGAUGUUGCUGCCUGGUCAGACCCUGUGAGUUGUCAUCAUGCUGAACAGCAGGAGUGGCAUAGGCUUUUACAGUUAAAUACAAAGUUUAACAUUGCUGAGGUGUUUUAAAGUGUAUGUUUCUAAAUAAAUGUUUUUUUUAUUGGA